AUGGCAGGAAGCAAGGAAAAGAAGGGCAAAUCCGGCGCGGCCAAGAACUACAUCACGCGCACCCAGGCCGUCCGCAAGCUGCAGAUCUCGCUGCCCGACUUCCGCCGCCUAUGCAUCUUCAAGGGCAUCUACCCUCGCGAGCCGCGCAACAAGAAGAAGGCGAACAAGAGCGCCACCCACUCCACCACAUUCUACUACACCAGAGAUAUUCAAUACCUUCUCCAUGAGCCACUGCUCAACAAGUUCCGCGAUCACAAGGCCUUGGCCAAGAAGAUCAGCCGCGCUCUCGGCCGUGGCGAGGUGGGCGAUGCCUCUCGUUUGGAGAAGAACCUGACACCGCGCAUGACCCUGGACCAUAUCAUCAAGGAGCGCUACCCCACCUUCGUUGAUGCUCUGCGCGACCUGGACGACUGCCUGUCCAUGCUGUUUCUCUUCGCCAACCUGCCGUCCACCGCCGCUGUUCCCGCCAAGACCAUCGCUCUCUGCAAGCGCCUGACGCUCGAGUUCGAGCACUACCUCAUCGUCUCGCAUUCGCUCCGCAAGUCUUUCCUUUCCAUCAAGGGCAUCUACUACCAAGCCACCAUCCAGGGCCAGGACAUCCUGUGGCUUGUCCCCUACAAAUUCGUCCAGCGCGUCACCAACGACGUUGAUUUCCGCAUCAUGGGCACCUUCGUCGAGUUCUAUACCACGCUUCUUGGCUUCGUCAACUUCCGCCUGUACAACUCCGUCGGCCUCAUCUACCCGCCCAAGUUCAGCAAGGAGAGUGAUGACCAAGGUGGAGAGCUGGGAGCCUUCACCCUUCAGGGUAAGGGCAUUGGAGAGCAGCCCGCCAUUGAGGCUGCGCCCGCUGCCAAUGGCGACGCGAAGGUGUCCGAGGCUGCUCAGGCGGCUGCUGACAAGGUCGCGAAGCUUGCCGAGCCCGACGCGGAGAUGCAGGAUGCCGACGAGGCCGCUGAGGCGGACAAGCCCAAUGACGCCAUCGACAAGUUCGAAGCCACCGGCGAGGACGCUGACGAGCUCCCCCAGCCUCAGGCCAGCAGCAGCGAGGCUGCGGCACUGUUCGAGAAGUUCACCUUCUACCUUUCCCGUGAGACCCCGCGGGAACCUCUGGAGUUCAUCCUGAAGGCCUUCGGCUGCAAGCGCGUCGGCUGGGACGCCGUUCUCGGUGACGGCGCCUUCACCACCAACGAGUCCGAUCCCGCCAUUACCCACCAGAUCGUCGACCGCCCGAACAUCCCCGUUCCCACCCUUCCCGAGUCCGAACAGAACGGCGAGGCGAACGGCGCACAAAGGCUGAAGCCCGGCACUCGCGUCCCCGGUCGCACCUACGUCCAGCCGCAGUGGGUUUGGGACUGCGCUAACCAGGGCAAGCUCCUGAGGCCCGACCUCUACGCUCCCGGCGCAACGCUCCCGCCCCACCUGAGCCCGUGGGUCAAGCCCAAGAAGGGCGAGUACGAUCCCACAAAGUCCCUGGAGGAGCAGGAACGCGAGGGCGAGGCCGAAGAGGCCGAGGAGGAGGACGAGUCCGAAGCCGAGGCGGCAGCACCCAAGAAGAAGAGCGUCAAGGAGAGCAAGCUCCUCGACCUGCCCGACGAGGUCGAGGCUGGCGAGGGCAUGGACGUCGCCGGCUCCGAGGACGAGUCCGACGAGGAAGAAGACGAAGAGGAGGAGGAGGAUGACGAGGCUGCGGAAGAACUCGACUCCGACGUCGAUGAGGAACAAGCCGCCCGCAUCCAGCACCAGCGCGAACUCGAAGCCGAGGCCAAGGGCAAGCCGUACGCCGCCGACGCAGACAAGAAGAAGAAGGGCGAUGCGAGGAAACGCAAGGCGAAGAAGGACAAGGCUGAGGAAGAAGAGCUGGACCGCCAGAAGAUGAUGAUGUCGCGGAGCAAGAGGAAGCUGCUCGAGAAGAUGACGUACAGCAACAAGAAGAAGGACGAGCAGGCUGAGAAGCUGCGGUCGAAGAGGAGGAGGAUUGAGAAGGGUAAGGCGUAG
Messenger RNA from Lasiodiplodia theobromae, 1995 nucleotides. Its product is annotated as Ribosome biogenesis protein pescadillo. Gene Ontology annotation, cellular component: PeBoW complex; nucleolus. The transcript has a single exon. The coding region runs from base 1 to 1995 and encodes 664 amino acids. NCBI's taxonomy places the organism in Eukaryota, Fungi, Ascomycota, Dothideomycetes, Botryosphaeriales, Botryosphaeriaceae. Gene Ontology annotation, molecular function: RNA binding. Gene Ontology annotation, biological process: ribosome biogenesis; maturation of LSU-rRNA from tricistronic rRNA transcript (SSU-rRNA, 5.8S rRNA, LSU-rRNA). The record is from RefSeq and is a predicted model, not a curated record.